AUUAGAUAAGCGUUUUCAAAUUAUAGGAGUCGGCGACCAAUAGAAGGUCUUUCUUACCAAGUGGUAGGAGUCGGUGCUUUGAUUUCAUUGGCCGCACAGUCGUAGCUGAAACUUAUACGGCCAUGCAAAUCUACCUUUAGUCUUGCUGUACAACUUCUUUUCCGGAGCGUCGUGUGCUCUUCCGGUUCUCGUUUUCUGAACGGUGCCGCUUUUCGGAGUAACGAGAUGAAGUUUAACAGUUUAGUGACUUCCUCAAGGAGGAAAAACAGGAAGCGGCAUUUCACAGCUCCAUCUCACAUUCGGAGGCGGCUCAUGUCUGCUCCUCUCUCAAAAGAGCUCAGACAGAAGUACAAUGUCCGUUCUAUGCCCAUUCGCAAGGAUGACGAAGUUCAGGUUGUACGAGGCCACUACAAAGGGCAACAGGUUGGCAAAGUUAUCCAAGUUUACAGGAAAAAGUUUGUCAUCUACAUUGAGAGGAUUCAGAGAGAAAAGAUGAACGGCGCUAGUGUUUACGUUGGCAUUGACCCCUCAAAGACUGUUAUUGUCAAGUUGAAGAUGGAUAAGGAUCGCAAGAAGAUCAUUGACCGAAGAAGCAAGGGACGUCUUGCUGCACUUGGCAAGGACAAGGGCAAAUACAGUGAAGAGAGCGCUGCUGCUAUGGAAACGUCGUAAAACUUCAAUCUGACCACUUCGCCCUUUUCUUUAAUAAAAAAAUAUGUAUUAUUUCAAAUACUACAGUUUUGACUGUAAUCGAAAUAAUAUUAAAAAAAAAGAUUAAAAAACUA
Messenger RNA from Nasonia vitripennis (jewel wasp), 785 nucleotides. RefSeq names its product 60S ribosomal protein L26 (gene RpL26). Gene Ontology annotation, molecular function: structural constituent of ribosome; RNA binding. Bases 226 to 672 code for a protein of 148 amino acids. Gene Ontology annotation, cellular component: cytosolic large ribosomal subunit; ribosome. The record is from RefSeq and is a predicted model, not a curated record. Gene Ontology annotation, biological process: ribosomal large subunit biogenesis; cytoplasmic translation. The transcript has 4 exons. NCBI's taxonomy places the organism in Eukaryota, Metazoa, Arthropoda, Insecta, Hymenoptera, Pteromalidae.